Molecule: messenger RNA, 963 nt
Organism: Alternaria arborescens
Lineage: Eukaryota; Fungi; Ascomycota; Dothideomycetes; Pleosporales; Pleosporaceae
Exons: 1
Coding region: 1-963 (320 amino acids)
Source: RefSeq, a predicted model, not a curated record
AUGGAGGUCACAAGCAGACCACUCCCAUCACUACUACCUCAGUCCGCCCCCAUGGCUAUGGCAUCGAAACCAGCAAAUGCUGCUCCGUGGUCAUUUCCGAACCUCAAGAAGAGGCGCCGUCGUCGAGCAAGCCAAAUCUUCAACAUGAACUUCAGCUUUGGCUUUGGGUCUCGACGAAAGAGUCAAGACCACUCGCCUGACAUCAGUCCGCGAACAUCCAUAUCAUCGGCAUCAGGCUCCCCGAGAUCAGAGGUAGAGCAAAGCUCCAAGAGACAGAGAAUCGAUUCGAGGGUAUCCGAUGCAGAGGCGGUAUUCUCACCCAACAAGAGCAUCAAGAUUUCGGGACCCGAGAACACGCCAAUAGUCCUGUCGCGAUGUGACAGCACGGGUGAAGUGCACCCAGGCCGACUCGUCGACUUCACCAGCAAACCCAUUCCCAUCGCGCCAGAGCCGAUUGUGAUUCCUGCUCCUGUACGCAGAAGCCCGGCAAGCGAGUUCGAGCUUCGCUUAAGCAGCGACGCAUAUCACGAUCACCUGGCCACCUCUCAACGACGGAAAUCCUUCCCUACUGGCGAAUGGGCACCAAAACGGGUCCGUGAUGAGGUUCAGAUGCUGCAUAAGCUAGAGAAGCUCGAGAAGCCCGACACCAAAGUCGAGGAUCCUUUCAAGAGAUUCAGGGAAUCUGCAAGGAAGAGGAUAUGCACAGUGGAACGGAAGACCAAGGCUUCGGCAACCACCUCUUCCACCACCACGGCGCCAACACCAAGUAUGGCUAAUGCAUCAAUUGUGCCAUGCGAACUCCGCCGCACACCAAGCGAUCCAAGCACUGAGGCUUUCCUUACACACGUCCGUGCAAGUCUCGAAGCGAGGAAGAGGGAGAACAAGACGGGAGAACGCUGGCGUUCAUAUCCCGUGUUUGCCGACGAAGUCGAGAAGGGUUUUCUCGAUGACGCACCGCUAUGA